Mercenaria mercenaria is the source of this 9745-nucleotide messenger RNA. Its product is annotated as WAS/WASL-interacting protein family member 1-like. The record is from RefSeq and is a predicted model, not a curated record. The coding region runs from base 197 to 1765 and encodes 522 amino acids. Lineage: Eukaryota; Metazoa; Mollusca; Bivalvia; Venerida; Veneridae. The transcript has 8 exons. Gene Ontology annotation, molecular function: actin binding.
UCCAAUAGCUCGCGAUUCUGUUUGACACAAAACCAAAACAGUUCCUGAUUGAAAAUUUUCGCAGUUUUUGGAACGAUCGCGGAGUUUUUUUCAAAGUGUUUUAUUGUAAAUUAAUUUGUCUUUCUGCACUGGUUGUUGAAGUUAUGACAGAAAUCUGGAAUAUUAUGAAAUUCAGUGUAAGAUAGAGGAGUGAAACAUGCCGCCACCGCCCCCACCACCGCCACCAGGGGCACCACCACCCCCAGCUGCCCCGGCAGUAAAACUUGGGGGAUCAAAAGGAGCGAAACCAAACAGAGGGGCUCUUCUCGGUGAUAUCCACAAAGGAGCCAAGUUAAAGAAAACAGUGACAAAUGAUAGAAGUGCACCAAUUACAAGUAACAAGCCCUCCCCUAUGGGUAUGGGCGGAGGAGGUGGGCCGGGGAAGUUCAAUACUGUAGCAAGUAGGCCAAGUUCAGGCUCUCAUGGAGCUAUUCCGUUUGGGAGAGGAUCUAUGGAUGAUUGUAAUGGCUCAAACCAUAUCAUAAAACCUCAAAGAAAAUCUAGUCGUGGGAGGCCAACAGUGCCAGCCCCACCCCGUCCAACUAAUGCUGCCCCGGCACCUCCUGUAGGGGGUCUAGGUGGUUUAUUUGCUGGUGGUAUACCGCGGUUACCGAACAAAGGUGGGAGAACUGCAGGUGGAGCACCAAGAGCGCCAGGAUCAGGACCAUUAAGGCCACCAGGAGCAAAUAGGCCAGUACAGACUAAUAGCAAUAGUGUAAAUCAUAGUUUAGCUAAUGGACCAUCAAGGGGAGGGCCACCGCCCCCACCCCCUACAACAAAUAAACCAACACAUGCUCACAGUGAAACAGACUUAUCUAAUAUUCAUAAAUCAGUGACAGAUUCUAUAGCUAACUUUAACAAAAGUAGUGAAAAUAUCAAUUCAAAUUCACAUUCUGGUAGACCAUCAACGGGGUCACAUCAGAGAACUUCAGGAGCCGCUCCGAGUGUACCCAAGCCGCAACCACCGCCUCCACCUAGCAGAGGACCGCCUUCGGCGCCACCUAGUGGUGCUGCAUCACAUGGUGCUUCCAAUUCUAAUCGACCUCCGCCUCCAAAUUCGAGGCCUCCAAGUAUGGUUGGUCGCCCGUUGCCUCCUCCUCCCUCACCGGGGUUAGGAAACAAACAUGGUGGAUCAUUUCCUCCACCGCCACCCCCAAAUUCAAACAAAUUUGCACCUCCUCCUCCCCCUUCUAGUGCAAAUAAACCUCCUCCCCCUCCAUCUAGUGCAAACAAACCUCCGCCUCCCCCUUCCAGUGCAAGUAAACCUCCCUCACCCAUGCAAACUUCCCAGUCAAGAUAUCCUCCCCCUCCCCCUCCUUCAAAUGUUCCUCCACCUCCCCCAUCUUCUCGUCCACCCUCCAAAACAGGGCAUCAUCCUCCCCCUCCUCCCUCUAAUCCCCCAAGUCGACCAGGUCCCCCGCCCCCUCCACAAAGAACAACUCCAAUUAAUGGUACAAUUGGAAGGUCAGGGAGGGGAGGUGCACCACCCCCGCCCCCAUCCAGAGCGCCACAUUCCCAUGCACCUCCACCCCCGGAGAGAAGAUCUUCAUCACACUACUCAGGAUCUGGAGGACCUGAUGAUUUUGAAGUUCGAUUUCACUUCCAUGCUGCACAUGACUUCCCGCCUCCUGAACCAAUGGGAAGACAAAACAAAACUUACCCUAGUAAAAACGUGAAAACAAACAAUGAAAGGAGAGCUCCACCUCCACCUCCGCCAGGCCAUUGAUAUCUAAAUAUAGAAAUAGUGGCAGUGAAACAAUCAUAAAACUCUAAAUAUAGAAUUCAUGACCAUGAAUUCAUGAUAAAAUUUAUAAGUAACUUUCUUGGGUACAUGAGAAUCUACUGCUUGCAUUUGAUAGAAAAACAUUUCAGUACUGCAGUUUCUGACUGAAAGAAGGUUUGUGCCAAAUUGGCCAGUUGUUCAUGCCUGGAAAAAAACCGAUGUCAUUAAAACUUGGAAGAAAUGCAAGUCGUUCACAUAUGGAAAGCGAUUUCGCUUUCUUUGAAUGGGGAAAAAAAUGGCACAACUUCUUCCUUUGCGUAUUUGAUUUAUGGUAACGAGACCGGUACAGGUCAGGGAAAAAGUGCCAGAACCAAGUUUUUAUGUUGAAUUUUUAAAAAUGUGUUAAAGAGACUUGCAGUUCACGUGUGGAAUUGACACCUUUUUAUGUCAGAUCUUAUUCACUGAGAAGCUUGAUUGUGGCCAAGCGUCUGACCUGGUUUGUAGAGUUUGGUGCUGUAAUAUAGUACUGCCUUUAACCGGAAUGUUUUACCUGUGUUUGUAACUAAUGUGAUAGAAAGGAACAUUUCGUUCAAGAAAUGCUUGGUAGAAGGUACUUGGGCUUUUAAAACAUAAACAACACUUGAAAUGUGAUAUUAGAUAAAUCAGGAUUAACAACACCUGGAUAUUGUACGGAAUUUUCAUGUCUGAACAAAACUAGAAACUGUUUGUCAUUAAUAAUAAAUACAUGAAAAGUUUUUGGAAAAGGAAGUAAAUGAAAGUCAAAGUUCAGAGGAGACACUGGAAUGGCAUGCAGUAGUGUAUAUGAAUUUUAAAGUUAAAUCCGAUACACUAACUGGAAUAACCGGGUAUCAAGGGAAUGAAUAUAUUCCAUAACAAAAUAGCUCUUGGAGAAGAAAUGCAGCUGGGCAGAAGUGAUAGAAUGAAAACAAAUAUUUACAUAGACUUUUAUAGAUUUGAAAGAAAGUGAUAUUCAGUCAUGUUCAUUCCAGUUAUCAUAUAUAGGGGGAAGUACGAAAUCAUUAAAAGAUGUUAAUUAUAUUGACAUUUUGUAAACUGCUGUUUUUUGCCUUAUUUGGCAAAAAAUCACAAUAAAAAGGAGCUAUAAACAUACUGGUAGACAAUGAUGGGAAAAAUUCAAGAUCGAACAUGUUACAGUAGAGUAUAAAUGAAUUCUCCAUUAAACCUUGACACUGAAAACAAAGUGUUUAGUUAAGUUUAAAUUUCAGUAGCUGUUAUCUAGCAUGUCAUAUUUGGGCUUAAGUUUAAACGUGCUCCCUUUGAACAGCUUCUACGCACAAACAAGUAGUUCGCAGAAUACCUGGAUCUGAUUUUAAGUUUUUUUCCUAAAUGUUAAUGGCAAUUUGAUAUCUGCAUUAACAAAACUAUUAUUUAAAUAUCAUUGUUAUUGUUAACAGUGCACUGUCAUUACUUAGUAAAGCAUACAGAAAUUAUUUCAAAUACAUAACAUAGACCUCAUACACUGAUUAUCAUAGAUUAUAACACAUGUUCAAUUACCAAUCAGCCAUUUUCUUACCAUGAUUCAAUACAUGUGGAUACUUUCUUCCUAGAGUUGGCAUAUAAAAAUGGCAGUUUGCAUUUUUUGUAGAACAUUUAUUAUGUGCUGUGGAAUCAUUUAAUUUCGUGGGCACAAAAUUUCAUAGUUUUGGUCAAAACAAAUAUUCCAUUGGGAUAUGAAUUCAUAGAUUUAAAAAUUAAAAUUUUGAAUAUAAAUGAAUGGAAAUUUGAUAUUCCGGUAUUUGUUUGGAAUUAAUUUCAUGGGUUUACUCAACUACAAGUCCACGAAAAUUGGGUUUACUCAACCAUAAAAUCCACAAAAAUUGGGUUUACUUCACCAAAAAAUCUACGAAAAUCAAUCCCCCACAAAUAUGAAUGAUUUCACAGUAUGCUUUUUUUAUGUGUUUUAUGUUCUUGCUUAAGCAUUCCUUUGUUUACAUUCAUGUGCUAUUUUCAGAGAGGAAUUUGAUCGUGUAUAACUUAAUCAUCAAAUAUAUUGAUAUGUGUAUAUAAUUGGCUGGAAGUUGGUGAUUGGCAGUUGUGGUUAAUACCUGGACGUAUUCUAUAGCAGUAUCAUCGUAACAUCCACAGACCUGUUUUUUUUUUGUUUUUUUUUCAAAAUGAAGUAUUACUUCAAUAAACUUUACCAAAUUGAAGGGCUUGAAGAGAUAUUUAUAGAACAGUUUAAAUCAUGAAAAUAAUAACUUUUGUAGAUCAAAAGAUACGAAAUAUUAAGUUUCGUAAUUUCUGGUCAACUUCUUGGAAUACGUAUGGGGCCUUUAGGGUCGAAGUCAUUGCUGAUAUAAAUAGAAAAAAAAAAACAGUGCUUGCUCAGUUACUUGAUAAUUUUUAAAAGUUAGUUUCUUUUGCAUGAAGGACAUUGAAUUUUAUCUUGUCUUUAAAUUGUUUGAUAUUCAAAUUAGUGGUAAAUCUGUGAUUUCUCCAGGGUACAGCAUUUUUUAUAUUUUAAUGAAAUGUUCUUUCAAAUAAUCUUUUUGUAAUUAUGUACUAUUCAAUUCUCAGAAUCUCCCAUAUUGGAGUAUUCAGUGAUUUCAAGGGUUAUAAACAAAGUCUCAGUUUGAAAACCAUUUACAGAAUGCAGACUUGCCAUUGGUCAGUUCAAAAACAGUGUUAACCAGUCAGAUGCUAGAGUUUCGAGACUGAUCUCCAUGCUCAGUUUUAUAACCUUGGAUCUGCCUUCUUGGACUUGAAAUUUAAAAAAAAAAAAAUCUUGAAUCCAUUUUUUGUUACAGCCCGGUGACUGUCAAAAGAAAUUUUACAGAUACAUUAACCAGAUUUUUUCCCCAAAAAAACUUAAACAAGACAAAAUUUUAGAAUAUGAACAUUUUUGACAAGGCAGACCAGUAAACAUAAAUUUCCAUGUAUUGAGCCAUGUAUACAGUACAUUAUGCAUGAUUUUUGAAUUCUUGGAAUUACAUUGCAACUUUUUUUUAGUAAUUAUUGGUUUUAUGUUUAUAUCGGCGAUUAUUACAAGAAUAUCCCAGAUCGUUUGGGAAAGUAUUUACUCGGUACAGUGCAAGCAAUAUUUUUCCCGCCUUGAUGUAAAACUCUGUUAUUAUUUAUAUAUUAUUUUAAAUAUAUAUACAUACAUAAAUAUAUAGAAGCCAAUUUGAGUUGAGGUGUCAGUCUGCCAGUAAGAUGAUAACCGAUCUGAAAAUAGUUCUCUGGAAAAAUAUGCUCAAACCCUUUAUAUUUAUAUUUGUUUUGUUUUCUGUGUUAUUUUUUUUAGCUGCUUAAACAUUGAAGAAUAUAAAAUUAUCUGCAUCAGGAAUUGUUUUAUAUACCUGUCUCUGUAAACAAAAGUUUUUCCUUGUCAUGCGAUCGAUUUUAAAUAUCAUCUUUAACGCUCGUCAGUCAGGACAACAUUUUACAAUAUGCUUUAAGUUCGUGGGCAUGAAGUUUCGUGGUUUUGGCCAAGAUGGCUAUUUUGGGGUUUGGUGUGGGGUGGGGGUGGGUGAGAUAUACAUUUCAAUUUUACAGAUAAAAUGAAUAGGACUUUUAUGUUUGUUUAGAUUUGAUCUUGUGGAUUUAGGCAGCCAUAAAAAUUAUUCCUUCACGAAAAUUAUUGAUUUUGCAGUAAUCACUCGUCUUUACCCUGGCUAUAUAUUGCCUUAAACUGUUUUGCCCGUAUUUUCAUGAACAGGCUCAAUCAAACCGAGCCUGCAACAUUUUUGUUUAUGUCAUGUAGGGCGACCUGUGGUUUUCCACUUUUUUUAUUUCAUAAAAAUUAGUUUUUAUUUCGAUUUUAAUUGAUUGGUUAUCCUUUCUUGUUGAUCUGUCUGAGGUGUGUUGUUCGUAGCUCGUUCACUAAAUUGGCAAAUAUGGCCAAAGUUCAAAAUAUGAGCGAUCGGUUCAGUAGAAUAUCCACAGUUUUCUCUGUUUAAAAUCUCCCUAUUAGAAAAAAAACAUGUUUACAGUACAUUGUUUGCAGUAAUAUUUUUUGUUAAAUUUUGUUAUGUCAGAAUGACUUUUGUGUGAUAAAAUAAAAUUGCAAGAAUGUACAUGCAUAUACACUACUUACAUGAUUAUGUAAAUAAAAAGACUUAAUGACAAAAUAUUUGUAAAUUUUACUUGAUUAUGAAUAUUGAUAAUUGAAUUCAGGCUGGAUUCUGAAUUUAUGUAUAGAAUGCAUUAAAUUACAUCUACAGUUCUGAAUUUAUGUAUAGAAUGCAUUAAAUUACAUCUACAGUUGAGCCGUGCCAUGAGAAAACCAACAUAGUGGGUUUGCGACCAGCAUGGAUCCAGACCAGCCUGCACAUCCGCGCAGUCUGGUCAGGAUCCAUGCUGUUUGCUUUUAAAGCCUAUUGGGAUUGGAGAAACUGUUAGCGAACAGCAUGGAUCCAUGCUGGUCGCAAACCCACUAUGUUGGUUUUCUCAUGGCACGGCUCAGUUGUAUAUUGGGGACAUGAAAUAUGGUUUAUUUUUAGCUCACCUGUCACAAAGUGACAAGGUGAGCUUUUGUGAUCGCGUGGCGUCCGUCGUCCGUCCGUCCGUGCGUGCGUAAACUUUUGCUUGUGACCACUCUAGAGGUCACAUUUUUCAUGGGAUCUUUAUGAAAGUUGGUCAGAAUGUUCAUCUUGAUGAUAUCUAGGUCAAGUUCGAAACUGGGUCACGUGCGGUCAAAAACUAGGUCAGUAGGUCUAAAAAUAGAAAAACCUUGUGACCUCUCUAGAGGCCAUAUUUUUCAUGAGAUCUUCAUGAAAAUUGGUCAGAAUGUUCACCUUGAUGAUAUCUAGGUCAAGUUCGAAACUGGGUCACGUGGGUUCAAAAACUAGGUCAGUAGGUCUAAAAAUAGAAAAACCUUGUGACCUCUCUAGAGGCCAUAUUUCUCAAUGGAUCUUCAUGAAAAUUGGUCAGAAUGUUCACCUUGAUGAUAUCUAGUUCAAGUUCGAAACUGGGUCAUGUGGGGUCAAAAACUAGGUCAGUAGGUCUAAAAAUAGAAAAACCUUGUGAUCUCUUUAGAGGCCAUAUUUCUCAAUGGAUCUUCAUAAAAAUUGGUCAGAAUGUUCACCUUGAUGAUAUCUAGGUCAGGUUCGAAACUGGGUCACGUGCGGUCAAAAACUAAGUCAGUAGGUCUAAAAAUAGAAAAACCUUGUGACCUCUCUAGAGGCCAUAUUUCUCAAUGGAUCUUCAUGGAAAAAGGGUGAGAAUGUUCACCUUGAUGAUAUCUAGGUCAGGUUUGAAACUGGGUUACGUGCGGUCAAAAACUAGGUCAGUAGGUCUAAAAAUAGAAAAACCUUGUGAUGUCUCUAGAGGCCAUGUUUCUCAAUGGAUCUUCAUGAAAAUUGAUCAGAAUGUUCCUCUUGAUGAUAUCUAAGUCAAGUUCGAAACUGGGUCACGUGCGGUCAAAAACUAGGUCAGUAGGUCGAAAAAUAGAAAAACCUUGUGACCUCUCUAGAGGCCAUAUUUUUCAUGAGAUCUUCAUGAAAAUUGGUGAGAAUGUUCACCUUGAUGAUAUCUAGGUCAGAUUCAGAAGUGGGUCACGUGCCUUCAAAAACUAGGUCAUUAGGUCAAAUAAUAGAAAAACCUUGUGACCUCUCUAGAGGUCAUAUUUUUCAAUGGAUCUUCAUGAAAAUUGGUCAGAAUUUUUUAUCUUGAUGAUAUCUAGGUCACAUGUGCUCAAAAACUAGGUCACUGUGUCAAAUAAUAGAAAUAACGACGUCGUACUCAGUUCAACACUAGGUCAUGUGGGGAUAGGUGAGAGAUUCAGGACCAUCAUGGUCCUCUUGUUGAUACCAGUGAUACAAGUAAUACAUUAUUGAACUAGUUAGGCAAUCAAAGGGUGAGAGCGAUAGUGUUCUAAGUGUGCAUGAAUACAGACUUGUGCACUUACAUCUGGUUUUGCUUUCAUUCCUUGGAAUACUAUAUUUGUAGCUUAAAUAGGCAAUGUAGUGUAUAUUUCUUGGAUAGACUGUGGCUGACAAUCGGUCAGAUGUUCGGGACCUAUUACAAUUAAAAAACAAAUAAAAUUUUGGUAAAAAAUGUUCUUGCCUUUGUUCGGGUCUAAUGAAAUAACACUCUUGAGCCAUGGUGGUUGAAUUUGCGAAGUGGUCACUUUUCUCUCAGUUCAUUCCAUGAACUGGUCUUCUCCCUUGAACAUAAAGUGCUGAUAUUCAUUAUAAUAGUAAAAGAAUAUUUUCAGGAAAUGAAGUAUAGUGAAAAAAGAAAUUGAUUUGUGAAGGAAAAUAAAUCAGAGGAAAUAAAUCCAAGCAUAGGUUUUGCAUGAAAAAUCAACAAAUGUUAUCUUUAUUUUUUGUUAGCUGUAUUUGUUUGUCAUUUCACAAGGAAUAUAUUUAACCCUUACUCUGCUAAAUUUCUAGAAUGAACUUGUCCAUGUUCCAAUUUCGACAGUACCAUUAACUGUUAAAAGGGGUUCUUACCAAAAAGUUACUAACUGAAUGGCGAACAGUGCUGAUCAUGAUAGACUGCAUGGAUGUGCAGGCUGAUCAUGAUCUACACUGGUCGCAAAGGCAGAAUCAGUUGUGUCCAGCAUGGUAAGGGUUAAGAGUUCGUUGUCUGUAUUAUUAUAUUUGGUUAAUGUUUAUUAUUAUAUCAAUUUUAUUUUUACAACUUUCUGUCUUAAGAAUUAGCCAUAUCAGUUUUGUUUUCGGUCAUGUUGUAUGUUAUACUAAUUAGCGCUGUCUGUUUGUAUUACGUAUACCCACGUUCUUAUGUAUGUAGACGAAAAUCUCCUACAAUAUAAUGGAUUUAGAGAGUGCUGUUUGUAAUCCAACAGAAUUUUGUAAACCAUAUGUCAUUUAUUCAAGUUUGCAGAAACCUUGGUUAUAUCUGUAGUUUUAAUGACUUUGCAAAAUAAAAAAAAUCUGUGCAGUUGAACCUGCCUUAAUUAUAGCCAGUCUUAAGCAGCCAGUAUGCCGAUCAGUUUGAUAGUGUCAAAGCAACAUGUUUAUUACAUGUUUUUCAGUGAAUUAUUGAAAUAUUAGAGUGAAACAAAUCUGGUAUUUUCACAUUGAAAAAUAUUGAUAUUUACUGAUUUGAAACUAUAAAAUUGGUUAAUUUUAGUCGAAACAUGAAAGGAAAAGAAAAUUUGUUUUACAUGUAAGAUCAAAAUAUCUUUCACUCAUGAACUCCUUACCUUACAUUUUCACUCAGGACCACUUGUGAAAAUAUUGCAUCAGGCCCCGUGUUCACAAAACAUUUUUCGGUCUCAGCUGAGUUUGAGUUUGAAAUUUAAAUAUCAGUUUUACUAAAACUUCAUGGUUAAAUUCCAAAUGAGACUGACCAUCAGUACUAAUUAGUCACUUGAAAAUAGUUAUUAACUUAAAAUCUAAUUUUAAACAUGCUACUUAGAUAUAAAUGACAAAUAAAGUUUCGUUAUCAAACUCAGCUGAGACUGAAUAUGUUUUGUGAACACGGGGCCUGAUGUUCAGAUGUGAACGAUAGUUUCAUCUUACACUGAAACAAAGAAAUAUCCUAUUUUUAUUAUGACCAAGUUGUCUUCCAUUAAAUAAAUCAAACUUGGACUAGAGAAGCUAACUGUUACACAAUUUUUAUCAGAUACUGCCAGCUUGCUUAAUUAGCAGCGGUAUUUUAUUAAAUUGCUUACGAUAAUAUGUAGAGGAUGUUUUAACGUGAUAUAUAUAUCUACAUAUAUAUGCAUGCUUGUAGUAUUGUGCCUGGAUUUUAGCCAUUCCAAUUUCGGGCUGGAUUGAAACUUGGAUGAAUUGAAAAUAUUAGUACCUAGGUUUUAAAUUACGGAUAUAUUUUAAUCAGAUUUAUGCCAAGUUUCAAGACAGCCUGAGCUUAUCUGUGUAAAUAUAGAUUCUAUUGCCUCGCCAAUAUUUAUUUGUAUCAAAUAUAGUGUGUAGACUUAUCAGCCCGAUUGUUAAAAUGGAAAUUUUUUGUUUUUUAAUUCUUUGAUAUAUGUAUAUAAAUGAAAGCUAAUAAAAAUGUAAAUAUAAAUGA